AGUGCAUUGGAUGGUGUGCAAAAAUGAAAGUGGACAAACACUCAGGGAUGGAGGAAGUACAUUUUUAUAUUUUAAUAUUUUUUGGAACAUCAUAAAGAAAAAUAAGAAAUUUCUUUGGAAUAGAAAGAGUUCUAAUUUUCAUUUCAAUCACAUUUUUUAUUUGGAGAAAGUCAAAGAUUAAAAGAAAAACUCUUGGGAGGAAGUGUAAUAAAAUGGGAAAGGUAAAAGGAAAGUGCCAUUCAUCAACAACCUCAGACGACAGAACGUUUUUUGAGCUGCUCCUUCAAUUUCUCCCAUUUUUUUUCUCAUCGGAUCUCACUCCUAAAACACACGACCAGUAGUAAAAAAAGAUUCUAUUUUUCCGUUUCUUUUUUUUCUUUUUUAAUUAUAUCAAUUUUUAUUCUUGAGAUUCUCAAGAUCUUCUGUUGGGUGGCAAGUUUCUUUUGGAGGAGAAUGAAGAAGGAGGUAGUCGGAGCUACGGUGGCGGUGGCGGCGUGCGCCGUCGCUGCUCUGGUGCUGCGCCACCGCAUGAAGAAAUCCAGGAAAUGGUCCCAGGCUGCGGCUAUUGUCCGCGAUUUCAGGGAGAAGUGCGCCACCCCAAACGGGAAACUCCGGCAGCUGGCAGACGCGAUGACGGUGGAGAUGCACGCCGGACUCGCCUCCGAGGGCGGCAGCAAGCUCAAGAUGCUCAUCAGCUACGUCGACAAUCUUCCCACUGGUGAUGAGAAAGGGGUAUUCUAUGCAUUGGAUCUUGGUGGAACAAACUUCCGCGUGUUGCGAGUGCAGUUGGGAGGCAAAGAUGGCGGCAUUGUUCAUCAAGAAUUCACUGAGGCAUCAAUACCCCCUGAGCUGAUGGUUGGCAGUGGAGAGGCCCUUUUUGACUUUAUUGCGGAAAAACUUGCAAAGUUUGUAGCCGAGGAGGAACAAAAGUUCCGGCAACCACCUGGUAGGCAGAGGGAACUGGGCUUCACCUUUUCAUUCCCAAUAAUGCAGAGCUCAAUUAAUGCCGGGAAUCUUAUCAGGUGGACUAAAGGCUUCUCUAUUGAUGAUACGGUUGGCAAAGAUGUGGUUGAAGAACUAACCAAAGCCAUUCACCGAAAAGGCAUUGAUAUGCGCGUGUCAGCUUUGGUUAAUGAUACAAUUGGAACACUGGCUGGAGGCAGGUAUUCGAACAAAAACGUAUGCGUUGCCGUGAUCUUGGGCACAGGAACUAAUGCUGCAUAUGUGGAACGCGCACAGGCAAUCCCAAAGUGGCACGGUCCUCUUCCUAAAUCCGGAGAGAUGGUUAUCAACAUGGAAUGGGGUAAUUUUAGGGCGUCAUAUCUGCCCAUGACAGAGCACGAUCAUGCAUUGGAUGCCGAAAGCUUGAACCCCGGGGAACAAAUAUUUGAAAAGGUCACUUCUGGCUUGUAUUUGGGUGAAAUUUUACGGAGAGUUUUGCUCAAAUUGGCUGAAGAAGCUUCCUUUUUUGGUGUUGAGGUCCCCUCGAAAUUAAGAAGUCCAUUCGUAUUGAGGACACCGGACAUGUCAGCCAUGCACCACGACACGACACCUGAUCUGAGAGUGGUUGGUGACAAAUUAAAAGAUAUUUUUGAGGUGCCCAAUGCCCCAUUCAAAACAAGAAGAGUAGUCGUCGAGCUGUGCCACAUCAUCGCGACACGUGGGGCCCGCCUCGCGGCUUCGGGGGUCUUCGGGAUACUGAAGAAGAUGGGGAGGGACGCUGUGCGAGAAGGCGGGACCCCCGAGAAGACGGUGAUCGCCAUGGACGGCGGGCUAUACGAGCACUACUCCGAGUACAGCAGGUGCUUGGAGAACUCCUUGUAUGAUUUGCUGGGAGAGGAGAUGGCGCCGCACGUCGUGUUCGAACACUCCAAUGAUGGCUCCGGCAUCGGCGCCGCUCUUCUGGCGGCGUCUCAUUCGAUGUACGCCGAGGAGGAGCCGAGCACCUGAAUGCGAAGGUUUUCGCACCUUUGAUUCAUGUUAUUUAUUUGAUUUGAGCAUAAGAAAAUUGUGGGAAGUCCGCAUCUGCAUUCAUUGUCAUGGUAUGGUUUCAAGAAUGGCUGGUUUCAUGUAGAAUGAUGUUUUCAUUCUAUUGUGUGAUCUGCGGCUCCCAUUUUGCUGCAAAAGCCAAUCAUCAUGUGAUAAUAAAGUGGGAGAGUUUUU
Molecule: messenger RNA, 2163 nt
Organism: Cuscuta campestris
Lineage: Eukaryota; Viridiplantae; Streptophyta; Magnoliopsida; Solanales; Convolvulaceae
Source: the annotation of a GenBank genome assembly